Onychomys torridus (southern grasshopper mouse) is the source of this 1961-nucleotide messenger RNA. RefSeq names its product zinc finger protein 764 (gene Znf764). The transcript is spliced from 3 exons. The coding region runs from base 100 to 1470 and encodes 456 amino acids. Gene Ontology annotation, biological process: regulation of DNA-templated transcription. Lineage: Eukaryota; Metazoa; Chordata; Mammalia; Rodentia; Cricetidae. The record is from RefSeq and is a predicted model, not a curated record.
AUAAGGGCUAGGAGACAAUGCCCCAGAGAGACCGGGGACGUGACCCUGGGCACAACCGCUAGGAAGCCUAGUUCGUGAGACCCCACUGCCAGCAUCUUUAUGCAGGCGUCCUCAAGUCCUGAUUGUGUACCUGCUACUUUCCGUUUUCAAGUUUUACCCACAUUAGGGUGCGCACGGAGCUGGAUUCUGUCCCUUCUCGGCCCUGGUACCCGAUCGCCCAUACCUGGGGCUGGGCAGGCGUUCCCGGGAGCGCAGGGCUGCCCGGGGCCGAGCCGGGGGAUCCCCAUGGCGCAGCUGCUUGCCCCGGGAAGGCCCUCGGCUCGGCCCGGGUUCGGGAAGCUCGGGGUCGUGAGCUUCGCGGACGUGGCCGUGUACUUCUCCCCGCAGGAGUGGGGCUGUCUGCGGCCCGCGCAGAGAGCCCUGUACCGGGAGGUGAUGCGCGAGACCUACGGCCUCCUGGGCGCGCUCGGAGGCGGAGGCGCCAAGCCAGCGCUCAUCUCCUGGGUGGAGGAAGAGGCCGAACUGUGGGGACCUGGUGCCCAGGAUCCAGAGGUGGCCAAGUGUCCGACGGAAGCAGGCUCAGAUUGCAGACAGGAGGAAAGGAAGAGACCAAGGGAAGAGACUGAGGCAAUCCAGAAGACGCCUCACCCCUCCUUUGCUGGACCCCCUUGCAAAUCGGAGCUGCUGUCCAAGGACCCUCCCCAGGGCCACCCCCCUCUUGGUGUUCACACCACUGUCCCAAGAGCAGAUCGGCGUCAUGGCUGCCGUGUGUGUGGGAAGAGCUUUGCCUGGCGGUCCACAUUGGUGGAGCAUUUGUAUACUCACACAGGUGAAAAGCCGUUCCGUUGCCCGGACUGCAGCAAGCCCUUCGGCCGGGCCUCCUCCCUGAGCAAGCACCGGGCCAUACACCGAGGGGAACGGCCACAUCGCUGUCCUGAGUGUGGCCGGGCCUUCACGCAGCGCUCAGCGCUCACCACCCAUCUCCGCGUCCACACUGGAGAGAAGCCCUACUGCUGUGCGGAUUGUGGGCGCCGCUUCAGCCAGAGCUCUGCGCUCCAUCAGCACCAGCGGGUACACAGUGGCAUGACCCCCUUUCCUUGUGCAGACUGUGGCAGAGCCUUCGCCCAUGCCUCAGAUCUUCGGCGCCACGCGCGCACCCACACGGGUGAAAAGCCUUACUCAUGCCCUGACUGUGGACGCUGCUUCCGCCAGAGCUCUGAAAUGGCAGCCCACAGGCGGACCCACAGUGGCGAGCGCCCCUACCCCUGCCCUCAGUGUGGCAGGUGCUUUGGCCAGAAGUCAGCAGUGGCGAAGCAUCAGUGGGUCCAUCGGCCAGGAGCUAGGGGCCGUAGAGACGGAGAAGCCAGUCAGUUAUCUAUAUCGCUGGCCACAGGCCAAGGGGACCCUGAUCCACCUGUGGGCUUCCGGCACUAUCCAGAGAUAUUCCAGGAGUGCGGGGCGUGGUCUUAAAAGCUCCAAUGUAGAGAGUGAAAUAUACACACUGUUGGAAGCCCAGAGGCUUGAACCUACGGCAUCCUCCGGAAGUCACAGAAGUUCUAGCAAGGGCUGGUCCUGGGGACAAAGUACAGCCUUAUGGGUGGUUACCAGCUGCAUUUGCACACACACUGAUUCCACUGCCCGAGGCUCUGAGUCUGUUGGGUAGGGUGGGAAACCCACUAGAACUCUGAGAAGCAAGGCCCAGAAGGAUUGAGAGGCUUGCAGAGAACCUUGUUUAAUCCAUUGCCUCUUUAGUGCAGAGGCUGAAGUAGAUGGCUCUGUGUGAACUGAGCCAGCCGAAUUUUCAGGGGUUAUUAGUUACUGGUCAAGAGCUGAGUGUGGUGGUAACAAGUGAAAUUAUUUGAGGUUUAAAAGUCAAAGUAUUUCACACACAAAGGAAGGGCCAGGUUUCUAGCUUCUUUUAAAAAAUAAAAAUGCUGGGCGGUGGUGGCGCACGUCUGUAA